Molecule: messenger RNA, 1482 nt
Organism: Plasmodium vivax (malaria parasite P. vivax)
Lineage: Eukaryota; Apicomplexa; Aconoidasida; Haemosporida; Plasmodiidae
Product: actin, putative
Exons: 1
Coding region: 1-1482 (493 amino acids)
Biological process (GO): regulation of transcription by RNA polymerase II
Cellular component (GO): NuA4 histone acetyltransferase complex; SWI/SNF complex
Molecular function (GO): chromatin binding
Source: RefSeq, a predicted model, not a curated record
AUGAACGCGAAGAAUGACGCGAGCGAAAGCCUGCUGUGCGGAGGGGAGGACAUUUCUGCGCUGGUGGUCGACUUGGGGUUCAGCACGACGAAAAUUGGCCACAACCAGGAGGACACCCCCAGGGUGUUUUUGAGGAGCACCUGCGGGGAGGACGUAUCACCUGAUGGGGGAAGCCCCCGUGGGGAUCCCUCCCCGAAGCUGAAAUUCCCUCUAAACCUCCACAACCCAAAAGAGCACCUGCGGAUAAAACCCCUCUUCGAGAGAAACCCAGUAGACAACACAACGCACAUGAACAGCGACGUAUUCGAGAGGAUCUUACGAUAUGGAAUUGAAGGAGUAGAGUCAAAGAGAGUCUUCCACUGCUCAGAUGAGAUUCCCACCCCGGUGAAGUUGGGUGGACUGAACUUAAAAAUUGAAGAACACCCCAUUUUGCUGUCCGAAGAAAACAUACACAAUCACCGAGUGAGAGCAGAGAUGACCGAAAUACUGUUUGAGACUUUUAAUAUCCCUGCAGUAUACUUUGCGAAGAAAGCCAAGUUAACUGCCUUCAGCUUGGGUCGCAGCAAUGCACUCGUGAUAGACAUUGGGGGUAGCUCGCUCAAUGUGACCCCCGUGUAUGAGGGCUACGUGCUGCAGAGGAACUCCCUCCAGUUUGGCGUCGGCGGGGAUUACUUUGACCGCCUGAUUUACGGCAUGCUGAGGAAGGACCAAGUGAGGGUCGUCCCCUACUAUGAGCAGGGGCGGGGGGGGAGCGGCGGUUUGGGAAGCGCCUCGGCCAGCUGCUCACCCAGCUGCUCAUUUAGCGGCGCGACUCACCACCCCAAUGUGCACAGCUCCUACGAGGAAGAAGCCAUCUUGGACGUCAUCCGCUACAUGAAGGAGAGCAUCUGCAAAGUGCGCGUGGCACAUCAGAGUUCCGCUAAUAAAAAGAGCGAAACCACCUCAGGGGGGUUGAAAAAUGGAAAGGAGGUGGAACCCACGGGGCAAACACAUAACGGUGCAAAAAAUGUUAAUGCACCCAAGUGGCAAACGGGGCAAACCGAAGAAGAAGAAUUCUUCGAAUUACCAGAUGGAGUGAAAAUAAAAACAGACAAAUACAGAUACGACAUUGCAGAGGAAUUAUUUCGUGCCGUUCCAUCGGCUCAUAAUUUUAAUGGACUUCCGGAAGCCAUCGUAAACUGCAUCAUCUCGUCUGAUGUUGACAUACGAAAGGAAUUGCUGCAGGCCAUUAUCGUCACGGGGGGAUCUUCUCUCUUCCCCGGGCUGGUCGAUCGACUGUACAAUUCGCUGAGGGAGAAGGAGUGCUUUUCGCAGAGCAUCAAAAUGAAGAUUCUAAACAUGACGUCGUCCGUGGAGUGCCUUUACUCGUCCUGGCUGGGGGGCUCCAUACUGGCCAGCCUGGGCACCUUCCAGCAGCUGUGGGUUUCCCGGGCGGAGUACGACGACGCGGGCCACGCCAUCGUCUCCGACCGCUGCUUUUGA